AUGGUUGGACACGAGGUUGAUACUAUAUUGAGCACCUUGCGCAUAGAGGCUGAUCCUGAGCUCAGCUAUCUAUUUGACAAGUUUGAACAUGACUAUGAGAACAAGUUAUGGCAUCAAUUGACUCAAAACUUGAACGUUUUUUUCAUGGAUGAGAGGUCCAAGCCAUUAAGACUGCGUAUUUAUGACACCUUUAUCGUCAAAUUCCAGGAGAAUAUAAACGAAUUGUCUCUGGUGCAGUAUCUUUUGGUCGCAUUACAGACCAUAAGUGACAGCGAUGAAGCAUUGAAGUAUUUGACCCAUCUAAAGCAGACUUUGGAGGAUAUAGACUCUAAGAAGACCAGAAACGAUGGUCUAAAUAAUCACGAUAAUGCAUUUUUAUUCAUUGAUAUUGAGAUUGCAAGACUGUACUUGCAUAAGAAGGAACUUUUGAAGGCCAGAGAUAUGCUAGAUGUUCUAGAGAAAACACUUGAUUUUAAGGAUAACGUUCCAUUAUUGCUGACCAGCUCAUUUUAUUCUGCUAAUGCGGAAUACUAUAAAUUGAAAGAGGAUUUUAGUUCAUUCUAUUACACAUCUCUCCUAUAUCUAUCAACUCUGGAGGAUGACAAUGAAUUAACUAUCAUCAAUAAAGAGCCAAGCUUUGAACUAGCGUAUGACCUUUGCGUUGCUGCUCUUUUGGGGGAAAAGAUUUACAACUUCGGUGAAUUAUUACAACACCCAAUUAUGAACCUAAUCAAUGAAAGAAAGGAUUACCAUUGGAUUGCAGAUCUACUCAAUGCUCUAACAGUGGGUGACUUAGAAAAGUUUGAUAAACUAAUCAGUGUGCAGAUGCCAAAAACACUUAUUUUAGCUCAAAACGAGACAUUUUUGAGACAAAAGAUACGCUUGAUGAGCUUGGUUGAAUGCAUUUUUGCAAAGAAUAUCAGGCUUCUAUCAUUCCAAGAUGUUGCAGAUGCCACACAAAUUGAAAAAGAUCAAGUAGAACACCUUGUCAUUAAAGCGAUAAGUUUGAAACUUCUGAAGGGUUCCAUUGAUCAGGUGAAUGAACUAGUUACUGUAACGUGGGUACAACCAAGAAUAAUCAACGAAGAACAAAUAUUGAAGAUGAAGAAUAGAUUAGUGGAUUGGGAUGAACAAGUUCGAGCUUUAGCAGUAAGACUAGAGGAAAGAGGCAAGCCAAUCUGGGUUUAG
This is a messenger RNA of Nakaseomyces glabratus, 1188 nucleotides long. RefSeq names its product proteasome regulatory particle lid subunit RPN9 (gene RPN9). Gene Ontology annotation, biological process: ubiquitin-dependent protein catabolic process. Gene Ontology annotation, cellular component: cytosol; nucleus; proteasome regulatory particle, lid subcomplex. Lineage: Eukaryota; Fungi; Ascomycota; Saccharomycetes; Saccharomycetales; Saccharomycetaceae. Gene Ontology annotation, molecular function: structural molecule activity. The record is from RefSeq and is a predicted model, not a curated record.